AUGGGGUUACAGUUGGAUAACUUGGUGGAGACGAUAAAGUCAAAGGUGAGUUCGUUGAGGAAGAAGAAGAAGAAACCUUACAUCAAAAUGGACAAAAGCUCGAGCGUUAGGGUUGAGAUCCGUCGUAAGAAGACAAGAGAUCUCAUCGACAAGACCUUGAAGGUCGCUGAUCGUCCUGGCAAACGAACACUUUUCUGA
This is a messenger RNA of Arabis nemorensis, 198 nucleotides long. The record is from the annotation of a GenBank genome assembly. Lineage: Eukaryota; Viridiplantae; Streptophyta; Magnoliopsida; Brassicales; Brassicaceae.